AUGACGGCAGGACCGUCGAUGAAGCGGUCCCUGCCGGCCGAACUUCCACCACUCUCACAACCCGACCGCAGCCGUUACCGCAAGCCCAACCGGACCCGGUGGGAGGGCGACGGAACGUUGACCAUCGUGGGCGGGAAGAGCGUCACGUUGGGCGACGAGGACGGCAAGGUGAUUGGGAGCUCCGGGUUGGUGAAGGGGGAGGAGCUGGAGGAGGGUUCGCGGUUGAGCAAGGAGGUUGAACUGGUGGAGCGGAUUGAUGGGGAGGUGGCCAAGGAGAAUGAUGUGCCGGUGAAGAGGGUUCGAUUCGAGGCGAGAGGAGUGUUUAGGCCGCCGGCGGAGUCGAUGUGCGCCGGGAGUCCGAGUGUGGUGUCGACACGGGUGUCGAGCAGUGGAAGUAUAACAAAGGGUUGCGUUCCGUACUGCGUGGCUAAGCAUUUGCGGCCUCACCAGCGGGAAGGGGUGAGCUUUCUGUACGAAUGCGUUUUAGGAAUGAAACGCGAAGACUUGGAACAGUUUGGAGCGAUUUUGGCCGACGAGAUGGGACUGGGGAAGACGUUGCAGACGUUGGCGUUGAUCUACACCUUGAAGAAUCAGGGACCUUACGGGCAGCCGAUUGUGAAGCGGGUUCUGAUCGUGACUCCGAGCAGUUUGGUGGACAACUGGGAGCGAGAGAUAACAAAGUGGUUGAAGCAGGAACGGAUCUUUACUUUCAUCGUGGGGCCGAAUAGCAAGUUGAAAAAGUACGCGCACCUGUUCGCAACCCAACGAGUUGUCGCACGGGGGGAGAAGGGAGAGGAAGGGGCGUGCGGACGCGUCCUAGACGAGCUUGGAAUCGUCUCCGAUGAACAUCUGCACCAACUACUGGCCGGCCAGCUUUAG
Molecule: messenger RNA, 879 nt
Organism: Culex quinquefasciatus (southern house mosquito)
Lineage: Eukaryota; Metazoa; Arthropoda; Insecta; Diptera; Culicidae
Product: DNA repair and recombination protein RAD54B-like
Exons: 4
Coding region: 1-879 (292 amino acids)
Biological process (GO): reciprocal meiotic recombination; double-strand break repair via homologous recombination
Cellular component (GO): nucleus
Molecular function (GO): DNA translocase activity; ATP binding; ATP-dependent chromatin remodeler activity
Source: RefSeq, a predicted model, not a curated record